GCUAUCGUAGGGAAAACGGUCUUCUGAUUCUCUCCGUCAUUCUGGACUCGCGAGUCACCGGGUCGAUUGACAAUCCAAGCAGAGGAGAGAGAAAGAUAGGGGGGGAGAGAAAGAGACUGUGGCCAUGGCGGAUCAACAAGACUUGCCUGAGGGAACGGUGCAGAACUUAUUGGAUCAAGAGUCUCUGAAGUGGGUCUUCGUUGGGGGCAAAGGCGGUGUUGGGAAGACCACAUGCAGUUCCAUUCUUUCGAUCCUUCUCUCCAGGGUUCGAAGCUCUGUUCUAAUCAUCUCCACCGACCCCGCUCACAAUCUCAGUGAUGCUUUUCAGCAACGCUUCACUAAGACCCCCACUUUGGUUAAUGGCUUUACAAAUCUUUAUGCCAUGGAGGUGGAUCCUACUGUUGAACGUGAAGAUAUCAGUGGUACCGAUGGAAUGGAUAGUAUGUUUUCAGAACUAGCUGGUGCUAUACCUGGGAUUGAUGAGGCAAUGAGCUUUGCUGAGAUGCUGAAAUUGGUGCAAACAAUGGAUUAUUCUAUUAUAGUAUUUGAUACUGCUCCAACUGGUCAUACACUCAGACUUCUGCAAUUUCCAUCAAUUUUAGAGAAGGGUCUUGCAAAAGUGAUGUCUUUGAAAAAUAAAUUCGGUGGUUUGUUUAAUCAGAUGUCAAGUAUGUUUGGCAUGGGUGAUGAUUUUGGUGAGGAUGCAUUACUUGGGAGGCUUGAAGGCAUGAAAGAUGUAAUUGAAAGAGUUAACAUGCAAUUCAAGGAUCCAGACAUGACUACUUUUGUCUGUGUCUGCAUUCCGGAGUUCCUCUCUCUAUAUGAAACAGAGAGAUUGGUUCAGGAACUGACAAAAUUUGAGAUUGACACGCAUAAUAUCAUCAUCAAUCAAGUUCUCUAUGAUGAUGAAGAUGUCGAAUCCAAGUUACUUAAAGCAAGAAUGAAAAUGCAACAGAAGUACCUAGACCAGUUUUACAUGCUGUAUGAUGACUUCAACAUUACCAAGCUGCCAUUGCUCCCAGAAGAGGUUACUGGGGUUGAAGCUCUGAAAGCAUUUUCAUCCCAUUUCUUGACACCAUAUCAACCUGCAUCAAGUGGAGACCCAGUAGAACGGCUAGAGCGCAGAAUAUCAACAUUGAGGCAGCAGUUAAAUGAGGCUGAAGCAGAACUGGAGAGACUCAAAGCUAGCUGAUUGUGCUUUGGUCGAUAUUGCCAUUUUUGGUUCCCAUUUUUUCCAAUUUAUUAUCAGAUAAAGCAUAUAUUCUGGAUUGGGCUGCCAAUGUAAGGUUAAUCCUCUUUUUUGCCUCUUUAUUUUAAAUCGGGUUCCCUCUCCACAAAAGAAAAAAGAAAAGGAGCAAGUCCAAAUGGAAAAUGUUGAGGUUAGCCUAAUUUGUUUUUUUGUUUUGGGGAGUAUUCGUAGUUUCGUGACCUUGUAAUUUCCAGAUUACAAUGAAUGGGAUAACUUGCUUUUUCCAAGAUGGUAGAACACAUCUUAAUAUGCUAAUUGAGGAUUUAUUCUUAGAUACUCCCAAGUCUAUUAUGAAUAAGCAUAAUGUAUGCUUGCUUGGUAAAUCCACGACUCUGUUCUAUUUAUCUCCUGUAAGUUGAAUCUACGUGAGAGUUUCUGAUU
Prosopis cineraria is the source of this 1630-nucleotide messenger RNA. Its product is annotated as ATPase GET3A. The record is from RefSeq and is a predicted model, not a curated record. Gene Ontology annotation, biological process: post-translational protein targeting to endoplasmic reticulum membrane. Gene Ontology annotation, cellular component: GET complex. NCBI's taxonomy places the organism in Eukaryota, Viridiplantae, Streptophyta, Magnoliopsida, Fabales, Fabaceae. Gene Ontology annotation, molecular function: ATP binding; ATP hydrolysis activity. The transcript has 7 exons. The coding region runs from base 125 to 1192 and encodes 355 amino acids.